CCGCUAUUCCAUCGCCCUCUCCGUCCGCCUCCACAACCUUCUUCUUCCCUUCCUCUUCUUUCUUCUUUCCCCUUUCCCUCUCCUCGCGCCUUAAAGCCUCCGCAGCUUUCUCCCUCUUCACGGGCGGCAAGCCGGCGCGGCGCGGUUGUUGGGGGGCUAGGAGGAGGAGGAGGAGGAGGAGAGCUCGAGUUCGGCUUCGGCGGCGGCGGGCGCAUGCCGGAGCAGUCCGAGCUGGGGCGGCAGCUCCCGCUGAGAGGCCCCCUCAAGGCCCUGGAGGCCGACAUCCACCACGCCAACACCAUGGCUAAUGCUAUUCAGAGGAACUAUGGUGGAGCAUGUGUGCAGAUGCGGUUGUCAUGCAGCUCCUUAGCGCCAUUCUUUCUGUACCUCAUUCAGUGGCUGGAUUGUGGCUGCUGUUAUACCCUCCCCAGUUAUCUAGGCCUUUUUCACAUUCUCAUUUGCAAGGUUUAUGCUGAUGGUGAUAGCUCAGUAUCAACAUACGAGAGGCGUGCAAGCCUUAGAGAGUUCUAUGCGAUCAUUUACCCGAUCCUGCAACAGCUUGAGGGUAGUUUGAUUGAGAAGGACCUGAAAGGGAAAGGGCGAUGUAAAGACAUAAUGAGUAGGAAGCGGCUGGAAGACUGGAGGAAGCUUUCUAACAAGGAUGUUGAAAGGGAAGAUGAAUGUGGGAUUUGCUUGGAGUCAUGCACCAAGAUGGUUCUCCCUAAUUGCAGUCAUGCAAUGUGCAUAAAAUGCUAUAGGGACUGGUAUAGAAGAUCAGAAUCUUGCCCUUUCUGCCGAGGAAGCCUUAAACGAAUUCGCUCAAGAGACCUCUGGGUAUUGACAAAUUACAAUGAUGUGGUUGACCCUGUAACUCUAGAAAGAGAAAAUGUGAGGCAUUUUUACAGUUACAUUGAUAGUUUGCCUCUUAUACUUCCAGAUAAUAUUUUCUUUUUCUACUAUGAUUACCUACUCUAAUCUGGAAACACCACAAGCUGUGUGUGUGAAAUUAUGAAAGCAGUCAAACCAUUUGUAGAUUUUUGUUUGUUAGAGCUUAGAAGGAUGGUCUUUCCACCUCAAAACACAUUUUACUUCUAGUGUAGAUGCAUAACACUUCUAGAGCAAACUGUAAAUAAAUUCUGCAGGUGAAGUUCAUUGUAUU
Oryza brachyantha (malo sina) is the source of this 1159-nucleotide messenger RNA. Its product is annotated as E3 ubiquitin-protein ligase AIRP2-like. The record is from RefSeq and is a predicted model, not a curated record. Gene Ontology annotation, molecular function: ubiquitin protein ligase activity. The transcript has 5 exons. The coding region runs from base 214 to 975 and encodes 253 amino acids. Lineage: Eukaryota; Viridiplantae; Streptophyta; Magnoliopsida; Poales; Poaceae. Gene Ontology annotation, biological process: protein ubiquitination.